Fomitiporia mediterranea MF3/22 is the source of this 1080-nucleotide messenger RNA. RefSeq lists its product as uncharacterized. Lineage: Eukaryota; Fungi; Basidiomycota; Agaricomycetes; Hymenochaetales; Hymenochaetaceae. The record is from RefSeq and is a predicted model, not a curated record. The coding region runs from base 1 to 1080 and encodes 359 amino acids. The transcript has 5 exons.
AUGUCUACUGUGUAUCCUCAGGUCCAUGGAGCAGCUGAUCCCGUAGCUGCCUCUAAUGCCAAAUACCGUUCCGAGUUGGAGGACUACGGUUGGUUCGUUCGUCCCGCCGACACUGAGAAUGAAUCUUCCGCUGGUUAUUACGGAGGAUACCCUUGUGAGAGUUCGGCUGGAGCUAUUCUAGCGGCCAAACUUGCGGGAGACCUGGAUGGCAUUUUGACCCUCAUGGAUGAGGAUUUCGAGUUCGGCCCAAGCGUCGACGGACUUGGAAGAGACACUUCCGAUCCUGCCUACCUGGAUAGCCUCCUUCCGGACGGGACACCAACUUAUAUGGCAAGGCGAGACGAAGCUGUCCAGUCCAGUGUUAACAGAGAGGCAGGCUAUAGUAUUGACGUGCCGCAUACGCAAGGGGAGACUUUGAAUGGCCCUUCGUUUACAGUCGCGAAUACCACACCGCGCAAAGACAAGGGACGAAAGAUCUGUUCUCCUCGCGUAAACAAUUCGUCGUCAACCUCGCGCAAAGCCCCCCGUCCUCAGGCUUCGCCUUUCGAUGCUGCUCGAGGCAGUUCCACGCCAGAGCUCAGUAGUUCGUGCUCUAGUCCACCGAGCUCGGAGUUGAGCACACCAGCCAGUUCGCCGGUCCCGGUCCCGGUCUACCUCGCCGCACGCCCUUCAACACGUACCUCUCCACGCAAGCGCAAGGCCACUACGAAAGGCGACUAUAUGGACGCUGACGAGUUUGAUCCAACCCCAGACCAAGCUAGCUCUUCAGUGCCACAGAAGCGGGGACGUUCGGGCCCAAAACGCUUUAUGUGUAAAUGGAAAGAGCUGUUCGGAGGUGCUUGUACGAGUACCUCCACUACAGCACAGGCGCACGAUCGCCAUAUCGUGACCCACCUGCCGGAGGACAGCGGACACGCCUUUGAAGGCUAUCUGUGUUCUAUCUGUAUGAAGGGAUGUAACAGACAGGACUCGUGCCAGAGACAUAUCAACACGUGCUGUAAAGGGGCGGGACAUAUUAUAACGGUUGACCGCGAGUGGUUCCUCGCACAGCCGGCUAAUCACCACCUCUUCGUCCUAUAG